AUGGCUACUGAAGGUUACAAGAACAUCCUCCUUGUCGGACGCGAUGCUGACCCCACACAGGGAGGUGGCUCCCUUGGAAGCGUCCUGCUCCAGUCUCUCCUGUCUGAGCCCGCAUUCAAUGUGACCGUCCUGGCGAGAGAAUCCUCCAAGGCCCGUGGCAGUCUCCCAUCCGCUGCCAAGGUCAUCACCAUUGCCGAUUCGUACCCGCAAGAGGACCUGGUCAAGGCGUUCGAGGGUCAAGAUGCCAUCGUGAAUGCCAUCACCAGCUUCUCGGUUGCCGAGCAGCUGCGGUUCAUCGAUGCGGCCAUUGCCGCUGGGGUCAAGCGAUACAUGCCCUCGGAGUACGGCCUGGACAACAACACGCCUGCUGCGCAGGAACUUUCCCAGGUGUUCAAGGACAAGGGUCUUGUGCAGGCAUAUCUGCGUGGAAAGGAGUCGACUGGGUUGACCUGGACCGCCAUUGCGUGUGGAAUGUGGAUUGGAUGGUCCCUCCGUAACAACUUCCUGGGCUUGGAUUACCCCAACCGCACCAUAACCUUAACCGACGACGGAGAGGGCUUUUUCUCCACGACGACUCUGAAGAGCACCGCUCUGGCGCUGAACCGGAUUCUGCUCAGCCCCGCCACGACGGCUAACCAGAUCGUGUUCACCAGCGAUUUCGCCACUACUCAGAAGGAGCUUGUUGAGACCAUCGAGCGCCUGACCGGUGAGACGUGGCAGCGCAAGUCGAUCAACACCCAAGAGCUUAUCCCGUCGCUUCAGAAGGCGUGGAACAGUGGCGAUGUCUAUGCCGGAUAUGGGUUGAUCAAUAUUGGCUUCACCAAGGGCACGUACAGCGGCCACUUCGAGCCUAGCAAACCCAUUCGGAACAAGGAACUUGGACUGCCGGAGAAGAACCUUGAAGAGGUCGUGAGGGAGGCUUUGGCUGAGGUCGGCCACCCUGGAUUCUAA
Molecule: messenger RNA, 951 nt
Organism: Aspergillus clavatus NRRL 1
Lineage: Eukaryota; Fungi; Ascomycota; Eurotiomycetes; Eurotiales; Aspergillaceae
Product: aromatic alcohol reductase
Exons: 3
Coding region: 1-951 (316 amino acids)
Molecular function (GO): oxidoreductase activity
Source: RefSeq, a predicted model, not a curated record